AUGGGAAUCUGGACGACUAUAGCCGCGGCCGUGGCCGCGGCACUGGCUUACUUCACGGCUCGACUUCUCGCCUCGCGAAGGCAACUACGGAUGCUGCAAAGGGCGGGUCUGCCCAUGCCAGACGCUCAUCCCGUCUUCGGCCAUCUGCUCCUUCUGAAAAGAGUUGCGGCGGCGCUCCCAGCUGACACCAUUAUGCACAAUGUCGUGUGGAAAAUUGCACGGGAGCUUUUCCCCGGUGGUGUUUACUACCUGCAUCUAUGGCCCUUCAGCCAGACGCUUCUCAUCGUGGCUGAUGCCCAUAUGGCGACCCAGGUCGAAGGUCUCGGCCUGGGCAAGGGCGAUAAUCUCGUGAAGCCCAUUGAGACAAUCACUGGCGGACCCAGCCUAAUGACCAUGGACGGAGCGACUUGGAAGCGAUGGCGUCGUCUGUUUAGCACCGGCUUCAGCGCAGGGUACCUCGUCAGCCUCGCUCCGACCAUUGCCGACGAGGUGGCCACCUUUCGUGAUCUCUUGAUCAGGAAGUGUCAUGAAGCGCCUGGUGGACGAAGUGAGGUGUUCCAAAUGGAAGAGAUGACAGUGCGGAUGACGUUCGAUGUGAUCGGACGUGUCGUGCUGGACACUCGUCUGGACUACCAGCAACGCAACAACCCGCUAGCAGUGGCCUUGCGGUCGUCGAUCGAAUGGACCUCGUGGCGUGGCCAGCUGAAUCCUGUGACCAAGUAUCUGACCAUCCGUCCGAUCGUGCACUGGUUCAACAGCCGGGCCAUGAAUCAAUACAUUGGCCAUGAGAUCGACAAGCGCUUCGCGGAGCGCCUCAGAGGGGGGACCAAAGAGAAAUCCGAUGACCAGGAUUUGAAAGACACCAAUAGGCAGUCCAAGUCCAUCGUCUCCCUCCUGAUAGAUGACCUCCUUCUUGAGGCGGGCAGCGAGGACGGAAACCAUGUCAAGGAGGCUGUCAAGUCAGCCAUGACUUCGCAACUGCGCGCCUUCCUGUUCGCAGGUCACGACACGUCCAGCAGUGCGCUGACCUACUCGUACUACUUACUCUCAAAGCACCCCGCGAGCCUCGACCGCCUCAUAGCCGAACAUGAUGCUGUGUUCGGGGCUGAGCCUGCUGGCACCCAGGCCCAGAUCCACGCAGACCCAUACAAGCUCAACCAGCUCCCCUACACCACAGCCCUCAUCAAAGAGACCAUUCGCCUCUUCCCACCCUCCGGAUCAAUGCGAGUCGGUCGCCCGGGGGCCUUCCUCGUGGACGAGACUGGACGCCGCUUCCCGACGGAAAAUUGCAGCGUCUGGACGUUGAGCCUAGCAAUCCACCACGACGCGCGCUACUGGGCCGAGCCCGAGUCCUUCCUCCCGGAGCGGUGGCUCGUGGGGCCCGAUGACCCGCUCUACCCCGGGGGCACGUCGGGCGGCGCUGCGUGGCGGCCAUUCGAACACGGUCCGAGAAGCUGCAUAGGGCAGUCGCUGGCGCUGCUGGAGCUGAAGAUCGCGCUGGUCCUCACGGCGCGCGAGAUCAACGUGAUGCCGGCGUACGAGGAGUGGGAUGCUCUGCACCCGAAGAAAGGCUCGGGGGGCAAGCUUGUAAACACUGUGGAUGGGAAUCGCGUUUAUCAAGCGGAGAAAGGGGCGGCGCAUCCCGCAGAUGGCUUUCCUGUGAGGGUGGAAUUGAGGAGGCGUUGA
Diaporthe citri is the source of this 1686-nucleotide messenger RNA. RefSeq lists its product as uncharacterized. The record is from RefSeq and is a predicted model, not a curated record. NCBI's taxonomy places the organism in Eukaryota, Fungi, Ascomycota, Sordariomycetes, Diaporthales, Diaporthaceae. Gene Ontology annotation, molecular function: iron ion binding; heme binding; monooxygenase activity. The transcript has 2 exons. The coding region runs from base 1 to 1686 and encodes 561 amino acids.